AUGGGGACAACGUGGGGAAGGGACGGUGGGGGGGGGGAGGGGGAGGGUGGGGGGGGGGGGGGGGACCCAAAUCACGGUAGGGGGAGGGAUAGGGGCGGAGGGAGUAGAGUGGGGGGAGGGGUGAGAUGCGAGGGGGGGAGUGUCGGCGGGGGGAAGGGGGUGGGGGGGAGGGUCGGAGGGGGCGGGGUGAGCAGGAAAGGAGGGGGGGGGGGGGGGGUGGUGGGUUUAGGGGGACCGCGGGGGGGGGGGUCGAGGGGGGGCAAUGAGGGGGCGGGGGGGGGAGGGUCUGGGGGGGGGAGGCGUGGUGUGGGGUGGCAAAAGUGGGAGCUGAGGGGUGCGGGAUGGGGAGCGGGGGGGAGGGGGGGGGGGGGGAUGGGGGGGUGA
Knipowitschia caucasica is the source of this 384-nucleotide messenger RNA. NCBI's taxonomy places the organism in Eukaryota, Metazoa, Chordata, Actinopteri, Gobiiformes, Gobiidae. The record is from the annotation of a GenBank genome assembly.